Messenger RNA from Phaedon cochleariae (mustard beetle), 315 nucleotides. NCBI's taxonomy places the organism in Eukaryota, Metazoa, Arthropoda, Insecta, Coleoptera, Chrysomelidae. The record is from the annotation of a GenBank genome assembly.
ACAGCAGUCAUCGGGGAAUAGGACAUUGUUUCAAGAGAAUCUACAAACUGCAUGAACUCUUUUACCAAAAUGGCUGGACCAUACUUACCCUCUCUGCCUGGAGACUUGCUCACUGAAUACAUGUUCGGAAGAAGACGGCAAAGGAGAAAUCGAACUACUUUCAGUCCACAACAGCUACAAGAACUCGAAACUCUCUUUCAAAAGACGCAUUACCCAGAUGUGUUCUUGAGGGAAGAGGUUGCUCUUCGGAUAAGCUUGUCGGAAGCAAGGGUUCAGGUCGGCAUAGUAUUAGCUCUCGAUAAUGAGAAACUGUAG